This is a messenger RNA of Anguilla rostrata (American eel), 1416 nucleotides long. Its product is annotated as papilin-like. The record is from RefSeq and is a predicted model, not a curated record. Bases 46 to 1086 code for a protein of 346 amino acids. The transcript is spliced from 6 exons. Lineage: Eukaryota; Metazoa; Chordata; Actinopteri; Anguilliformes; Anguillidae.
CCAAUCUUGGAUACUCCUGUUGGGAAAAAAGUUAUUGAAUCAAAAAUGAAGACUGCUGUUUUGCUGAUGUGUCUCAUUGGAUUAAGCUUGGCUCUUUCAGCCAAAGCUGAGCAUAAACGUGUUGCACGUUCCAGCUCUGGUUCUGGUUCUGGCUCCCGUGAGGAUAUAGUUCAGCUGAAACGCUUUGCACGCUCGGAAUCAUCUGAGUCUGCUGAAUCCGCUGAAUCUGCUGAGUCUGCUGAAUCCGCUGAAUCUGCUGAGUCUGCUGAAUCUGCUGAGUCUGCUGAAUCCGCUGAGUCUGCUGAAUCCGCUGAAUCCGCUGAGUCUGCUGAAUCCGCUGAGUCUGCUGAAUCCGCUGAAUCUGCUGAAUCUGCUGAGUCUGCUGAAUCUGCUGAAUCCGCUGAGUCUGCAGAAUCCGCUGAGUCUGCAGAAUCUGCCGAAGCUGCUGAGGCUUCUGAAGAAUCCGCUGAGUCUGCUGAGUCUGCUGAAUCCGCUGAGUCUGCUGAAUCCGCUGAAUCCGCUGAGUCUGCUGAAUCCGCUGAGUCUGCUGAAUCCGCUGAAUCUGCUGAAUCCGCUGAAUCUGCUGAGUCUGCUGAGUCUGCUGAGUCUGCUGAAUCCGCUGAGUCUGCUGAAUCCGCUGAAUCUGCUGAGUCUGCUGAAUCCGCCGAAGCUGCAGAGGCUUCUGAAGAAUCCGCUGAGUCUGCUGAGUCUGCUGAAUCUGCUGAGUCUGCUGAAUCUGCUGAGUCUGCUGAGUCCGCUGAGUCUGCUGAGUCUGCUGAGUCUGCUGAAUCCGCUGAGUCUGCUGAAUCUGCUGAGUCUGCUGAGUCUGCUGAAUCUGCUGAAUCCGCUGAGUCUGCAGAAUCUGCCGAGGCUUCUGAAGAAUCUGCUGAGUCUGCAGAAGAAUCCGCAGAAUCUGCUGAAGAAUCUGCAGAAUCUGCUGAAGAAUCUGCAGAAUCUGCUGAAGAAUCUGCAGAAUCUGCUGAAGAAUCCGCAGAAUCUGCUGAGGCCCCGGCUGAGCGAAGAUUAUCCAACCAACCACCAUUGGACCAGCUCCUCAGGGCGCUCCUAACCCUCCUCCCUGCCUAACCAGGAUGGAACUCUACUCCUCUCCAUGCCCUUAACAAUCAAGAAUUACAGGAUUCACACAUUAAGCCAGAUAUCUUAAUAAACAAAAAAGUACAGUCCUGUACAAACAGAAAGAAAAUAUUGAAUUGUUUAUUUUUUCUUACAAUCUGAGAUCAUCAGUUGCUCAAAAUAAACUGAACUACUGUAUUCACGGCAGUCUGUCCCUCAUUAUUUGUUCACAUAUGACUUCUCCAGUGUACAUUAACCGGUGUUCAGACCUGUGUUUUGUAGUUCAAAUCACCUUUGGUGUGCACUUAUUGUAUGUCACUUUGGAUAAAAGCGUCUGCCAAA